Messenger RNA from Plasmodium fragile, 2346 nucleotides. RefSeq lists its product as uncharacterized. The transcript is spliced from 4 exons. Lineage: Eukaryota; Apicomplexa; Aconoidasida; Haemosporida; Plasmodiidae. The record is from RefSeq and is a predicted model, not a curated record. The coding region runs from base 1 to 2346 and encodes 781 amino acids.
AUGGUGGACGUGCCGAAGCAUUACCGAAAGUACUACGUCUCGUACAAGAAGAUUAAAAGGACUAUAAUAAGGAUGGGACACAAGUACAAAAAGAAGCUCGAGAAGGACCUCAUACAAAGUGCCGCCAGAAGGGUUGACGAGCAGGGCAUAAAACUGCUGCCGCCCUUCCUGUUCAACGACCUGAUCACCCAGGAAAUAAAAAAAAUAAACAAAUUUUCAGAAAAAAAAUACGACGAAAUUACUGAUAGCCUGAUGAAGACAUAUGAGGAAUUGAAGUCGGUCCAGAGCUACUCAGGAAAAAAUGAAAAAGAAGAAAUGGAAAAAAAGAUUGACCUAAUAGGUUGUGAUAUUGUCCAUUUUGAUUUUUACAUUCACCAGAAUUGUAAAAUAUUAAUGAGGUUAGGUUUUUUUUUUGAUAAUGUAAUGAACAUCUCCAUUAACCAGUGGUUGAUGCUGGGAUUAAUAAAGGAGAAGUUUUGUAAUAUCAAUGUGGACGAGUUGGUGGUAUACCUGUCCCUCUUGUAUGCUUUGCACCGUGCGCGGUGCGGGGCCGACGCAUACAAUGCCGCUCCCCCCCCAGAUGGCAAAACUUGGGUCCCACCAGAAACGUUCGAACGUACAUCUACCAAGUUUCUAAUGAAGUACGAAGACAUUGUGUACACCAAAGUCAAAAUUGUAAAGCACCUGCCUUACUUAAUAUUUGGCCUAAAUAAUGAGGACCUGGAGGCGCACUUCCGAAGCUUCGUCCAAAUGAAGAGGGGCAAACUGGGCGAUGAGUUUGGUGGGGACCAAGACGAUACGCAUGGGCAGAACAAAGCACUAAACGAAUCGCAACAAAUAACUUCUGUCUACCUCGACAAUGAAGAAGCCACUUGUUAUAGUAACAGAAUUUUGAGGUAUGAGAAUGCGCAACUUAUUCGGUUCAGGUGGUAUAACGAUAACGAUGGGGACCCCGACAAGACAAUUUUUAUUGAGAGGAAGAUUCACCAUGAGCAGUGGACAGGAGAGAACUCCACGAAGGAGAGGUUCGAGUUGGAGCAAAAGUACGUGUUGAAGUUUAUGACUGGCCAAAUGGAUGUGAGCAAGUUUUUUCAAAAGAGGCAAACGACUAUGGGGAAGCAGGCAACCCUGGAGAAAGGUACUUCAAAUGCCAACUUGCAGAAAAAAACGAAGAAGAACGAAGCUCUCGCAACGGAGAUACAAGACAUGAUAAUGAAAAAUGGGUUGGAACCCAUCAUCAGAACAUCCUACCUCAGGUCGGCCUUCCAACUGAGUAACGACAACUCUGUGAGAAUUUCCAUUGACACAAACGUGUCCAUGCUGAACGAGUAUGUACAUAAAAGAGAGCACUGGUGCAGGUUAGCAGAGGAGGCCUUACGAACAAAUGAAAUAAGGAGAUUAAAUUAUGCAAUAUUAGAAGUCAAAUUAAAAGUGGAGAAAAUUCCCCAGUGGGUCCAAGACAUUUUAAACAGCAACCAUUUUAUUAACACUUACAAAUACUCCAAAUAUCAAACGGCCAUGGCUUUGUUACACCCGGACAAAAUUAAAUACAUUCCUGUGUGGAUCCAUUCUAAUGUGCAUGAGAAAUUCAAGCCCAACAAUAAUUAUGCCGAAUCCGUUUUGACUGGGUAUAGUAGUUGUGGAAGGGGAGAUAAUUCUAACGUCGAUUCUGUACAGGCAUCAGUUGGGAUGACCAUGGAAAAUGUUUCUAGUUUUGCCCCUGGAGCAAGUGACCGCCAUGAAAUAAUACCCCUAGGGGGAUAUGGUGACCUCUCGGUGAACAGAACAAACCAAAUUUAUUUAAAUGAUUAUACACACCACACAAACCACUUAACAUCCUCUCAUCAGUGUUUACAAAAAUGGAACAUACUGGACAAGACUUGCCUUUGGCUGCAGCACAAAUAUAGCCAAAAUAAAAAUGCGCAGGAGAAAAUUAAUUUGCUCAAAAUGGACCCCAAAAUAAAUUUUGCUGCAGAGAGAACUUUUCUUCAUUACUCCCUGAUCUCUGUGUACAUCACCUUGUUGGCACUUUUUUUAGAAAAAUAUAAAAAUGAAAAUAAAAAUUUGGACCUCGUUAUUUUUUUGCUGCUUGGAACUUCCUUCACCUCCUUGAUAUCAUCCUACUUCCUCUUUUUGAAGCGCGUCGAGAUAAUUGAUGGGCGAAAGACCAAGGAACCGCUGCUGGGACGCCGACGCUUUGACAGUUUUUACAGCCCCCUCAUUUUUUUAGUCAUCCUUUUUUUCUCCAUCAUUUUGUCCAUAUAUUUCAACUUCAAUAUGAAGGCGAUAAAGGUGGCGCGCUUGAGCCCCUUGAACUUGUUGUCCCGCCCGUUUGGCAUGAAGUGA